AUGCCCACAAUUAGAAGGAUUUGUACCUCUUCGCUUUUGAAUAGAUUCGUCUCGAGCGCAUCAAAAAACUUCUUGCGUUCCGCUUCUCUUGUCUCGUACAUUCAGGUUAUAUUGGCGCUGAACUUGACGCUCCUUGCUCUAGAACAGGAGCACAAACACACCACAGGCCCCACAGUUGCUCAUUUCGAGGAGGCCAAGGCCAGCGGCCAACUGCCUCACCAUUUUGACCUGCCUCCGGCCGCGCGACCCUCCUCUUCUGCCCACCUCAAUCUGCCCUUCUCUGUGCCGGCGUCCGGAGCGCCGUGGCUCCGAGUCCCGGAGUCAAGAGAAAACCGGCCUGAUCGGACAGACCGGGCCGUUGGCAACCGUCGCAUCCCACCGAUCGCCGACAAGGCGGUCGCCAGGGCCUCAUCGUUUGAGCAGAGCCGAUUGAGCUACCGACGUACAAACGGCUCGACGCGGGAUCUGAUCCGUCUCUACAACUGCGGUGAUCUGACCGCAGUGAUCCUGCCUCAACCGAUCGGCCAAGCCAAGACGCCGGCCCUACCGACGGUGCAUGCGGGCCAACAACGAAAGCCGAAGCCGGGCAAGUCGUUCGCCCACGUUUACAAUUCACUUGACCAGGAUUCGUCCGAAACCCUUCGCCCUCUUUCGCCGCUUUCGCCGCCUCCUCUUUCUCUUCCGCCGUACUCCUCUCUCACAGACGCCAUUCAGAGCGAGCCAACAGCACAAGUGACCGUCGUCUCGACCGAGCAGGCCCGGUUGCUGGCCGACCUGGAGGAGUACCUGCAGGAGGAGUUGAUCGUGAAGAGGAAUGCCAGAAUGGCUGAAAAGAUAGCCUUCGAGUUGAAGAAGGCGGAGCAACAGAGGAAAAGCGCACUCGUGGCAAUGUGA
This is a messenger RNA of Protopolystoma xenopodis, 894 nucleotides long. The record is from the annotation of a GenBank genome assembly. Lineage: Eukaryota; Metazoa; Platyhelminthes; Monogenea; Polystomatidea; Polystomatidae.